Trypanosoma cruzi is the source of this 2775-nucleotide messenger RNA. Its product is annotated as trans-sialidase, putative. NCBI's taxonomy places the organism in Eukaryota, Euglenozoa, Kinetoplastea, Trypanosomatida, Trypanosomatidae. The record is from RefSeq and is a predicted model, not a curated record. The transcript has a single exon. Bases 1 to 2775 code for a protein of 924 amino acids. Gene Ontology annotation, molecular function: exo-alpha-sialidase activity.
AUGCACUCACGUGUUGCUGCAGUGAAGGCACCCCGCACACACAACCGUCGACGCGUGACCGGAUCCAGCGGAAGGAGGAGGGAAGGAAGAGAGUGUGAGCCGCAGAGGCCCAACAUGUCCCGGCGUGUGUUUACUUCCGCGGUGCUGCAUCUCCUCCUCGUCGUGAUGGUGUGCUGCGGCAGUGGAGGGGCUGCGGGAGUUGCGGGGCAGUCAGAUGAUCCCCAGUUUGAAUGGAAAGGCAUCACUGAGGGUGAAACUGUGGAGUCGUUGGGUGCUCCCAGCCUUCUAAAAGUGGGGAAUGACGUAUUUGCCGUUGCCGAGGCGCAGUGCAAGAAGGCUGAAAAAGUCUUUACUGGCGUUGCAUCUCAACCUCUCACGACAAAAACUGCAAACACACCGGAGGAAUUGUUUAGUGAUGCCUUAAAGACGACACAAGUACUGGAGAAAGGCACAUCCGAGGAACAAAAGAAGAAGGUAGAUGUGAGCCGACCAACAACAGUUUUGAAGGGGAAUGAUAUUUACAUGCUUGUUGGACAGUACAGCUCUGCAGCUGUUGGUGCGUCUGACGCGGCUCAAUUGGGACUUUUGCUGGUGAAAGGGAGCGUCAGUGGUGAGGAUGCAAAUAGCAAAAAAAUUGACUGGAAAGAUCCUGAAAGUUCCCCGCAAGGACUUUUUGGCACACAGCCCGAUUCCUGGACAAGGCUGAUUGGAAGCGGUGGAUCUGGUGUUAAGAUGAAGGAUGAGACUCUUGUAUUUCCUGUGGAAGGCACGAAGAAGGCGGCGGAUGGCACUGAAGUGGAUGUGAAGACUGUCUCACUGAUCAUAUACUCGAAGGAUAAUACGAAUUGGAAGCUGUCGAAGGGGAUGUCUGACGGUGGCUGCAGCGAUCCCUCCGUCGUGGAGUGGGAGGAGGGAAAACUCAUCAUGAUGGCUGCGUGUGAUGGUGGCCGCCGCAGGGUGUACGAGUCCGGUGACAAGGGGGAGUCGUGGACGGAGGCACUCGGGACACUCUCGCGUGUGUGGGGAAACAACAAAAAGGGCGGAAAAGAGAAGGCUGUUAGAAGCGGGUUCAUCACAGCGACUGUUGGAAAUGAUGGUGAUAAGAGGAAUGUGAUGCUCGUUACCCUGCCGGUGUAUGCUGAGAAAGGAGGUAAAGAAAAGGGCAAACUUCAUCUUUGGCUGACGGACAAUACGCACAUUGUUGAUAUUGGGCCGGUAUCCGAUGAUGAUGACGCUGCCGCCAGCUCCCUGUUGUACAACAGUGGUGAAAACACUGAUGAGAAGAAGGAGUUGAUUGCACUGUACGAGAAGAAGAAGGAUGUGAAACCAUCACCCGGUAUGGUCUCUGUGCUUCUGACUGAGCAGCUGCAGCGUGUGAAGGAUGUGCUGACGACCUGGAAGGAGGUGGACGGACGUGUCUCCCAGCUGUGCACCUCAUUAAUUGCUGAGAAGGAUCGCUCAACUGACGAUGCCUGCAGCCCUACUGUUAAGAUCACGGCUGGGCUGGUUGGCUUUUUGUCGGGCAACUUCUCUGAGAAAAUGUGGAGGGACGAGUACCUCGGCGUGAACGCCACAGUAAAUAAUAAAGCUGGGGCAGCAGCGUCAGCAGUGACCAGCACGGAAAAGGGUGUGACAUUCCAGGGUGCGUGGGCGGAGUGGCCUGUUGGCAAGCAGGGGGAGAAUCAGCUGUACCACUUUGCGAACUACAACUUCACUCUUGUGGCGACGGUGUCCAUUGAAAAAAUGCCGGAGGGAAACACCCCCAUUCCGUUGAUGGGUGUGCGUGCGGGCAGUAAUGGCGAUGAAAAUAAUGUACUGCUGGGACUGUCGUACGACAGCGAAAAGAAGUGGCAUGUACUGUGCGGUGACGGAAAAACUGAGGAGCUCAGCAGCACGUGGGAGACAGAGACACCUCAACACGUGGUAAUUUUGUUGAAGAACGGCACCCAGGGCUCCGUGUACGUCGAUGGUCAGCGAGUGGGUGGGAAUGGAGAAUGUGCAUUGGGAAAUGGUGAGUCGAAAGAGAUCUCCCACUUCUACAUUGGAGGGGAUGGAGCCAAUGCAGAGAACAAAGAAGACGUGUCUGUGACGGUGACGAACGUCCUGCUGUACAACCGCCCGUGGGAUGACACUGAGAUCGCCGCCUUCAAUCCGAAUAAAGCCAAUAUUCCAUCUCCGGUGAAUGCACCUUCUCAGGGAACCGCGAUUCAGCCUUCUGGUGUUGGACGACCGGAGGAACCGAGACAGUUGUUGGGGAGCAGCGGUGCGGACGGUGUAUCCGCACCAACGGUGUCCAAUGCCAGGACUUCCUCAGGAGGAGAGGGGUCUGCAACCCAGUUGGUGAAAGAAAAAUCUUCCGAUGGAAGUAAAAAUGUGGGUGGCGCUUCCUCGCCUGGCAGUGACGCAGCGGUGGAGACAGGAGACCGAAGUACGGUGCAGGGAGAUGGAUCAUCAGAAACUCUUGUGGGUACUCCCGCCACAGCAGAUGCAUAUGCCCCUAACGCUGAAGCCAUGGGGCACGAUGGAACCGCAGUGAAUCCUGGGGCGAGCGCGAGCUCAGGUGCGGAUGGGGAGACGGCGGAAGGAACGGAUGGGCAGGAGAAGGAGGAGAUCCAUGCACAGAACGGGGACGUAAAGGCUGCAGCCCUCAGCAGCAGUCUCGGGAAUGUGUCGCAGGGGAAUAACACCGAUGCCUGCAGUGUGUGCGGGAGCGGACUGCUGCCACUUCUGCUUCUGCUGUUGGGACUGUGGGGUUUGCGGCUCUGUGAGGAGUGA